Molecule: messenger RNA, 702 nt
Organism: Ailuropoda melanoleuca (giant panda)
Lineage: Eukaryota; Metazoa; Chordata; Mammalia; Carnivora; Ursidae
Product: translationally-controlled tumor protein-like
Cellular component (GO): cytoplasm
Molecular function (GO): calcium ion binding
Source: RefSeq, a predicted model, not a curated record
AUGGUAACCGUCAAUGACCGCAAUGACGAAGUUCUGGAGAGAUCGAAGCAGGGGCAGCGAGGCGUAUGCGAAAGUGCCCGCAUCCUCGAGGACCUUAGCAUUACUUCCUACACCAAGAGGCCCUGGAGCAGACACCCUUGGCCUGGCCAAGCUAUCAAACUGCCUCUCAAGAUGAGAUGCCUAAAAGUCACUGUCGCGUUCAUCUACCCAGAUCUCAUCAGCCAGGAUGACAUGCUCUCAGGCAACUACAAGAUCUGGGAGCUUGCCUUCCGCCAUGACUGGGGGUGGAGGGGAAAGUUGGUCAGUAGGACAGAGGGUAACACUGAUGACUCCUUCAUUGGUGGAAAUGCCUCUGCUGAAGUCCCCGAGGUUGAAAGUACCGAAAGCACAGUCAUCACCGGUGCUGAUAUUGUCACGAACCACCACUUGCCGAAACCAGCUCCACAGAAGAAGCCUACAAGAACGACAUCAAAGAUGCAAUCAAUCAAAGACAAAUUCGAAGAACAGAGGCUGGAGAGAGUAAAACGUUCCAUGACAGGAACUGCAGAACGCAUCAAGCACAACGUUGAAUUUGAAAACUACCAGUUCUUUAUUGGAGAGAACGUGAAUCCAGAUGGCAUGGUUGCUCUGCUGGACUACUUUGAGGAUGGUGUGACCCCAUAUAUGAUUUUCUUUAAGGAUGGUUUAGCAAUGGAAAAGUAA